Pygocentrus nattereri (red-bellied piranha) is the source of this 4951-nucleotide messenger RNA. RefSeq names its product mastermind-like transcriptional coactivator 3 (gene maml3). Gene Ontology annotation, cellular component: nuclear speck; nucleoplasm. Gene Ontology annotation, molecular function: transcription coactivator activity. Gene Ontology annotation, biological process: positive regulation of transcription of Notch receptor target; Notch signaling pathway. The coding region runs from base 314 to 3697 and encodes 1127 amino acids. NCBI's taxonomy places the organism in Eukaryota, Metazoa, Chordata, Actinopteri, Characiformes, Serrasalmidae. The transcript is spliced from 5 exons. The record is from RefSeq and is a predicted model, not a curated record.
AAGACGGUGGACUGACCCCUGGUCCUCUAACGUUACUUUCUGUAUCGGAGCGAUUCGCGGAUGGCGGACACGGCGGUAUUGCCCCGUUCAGCUGCGUGAGCGCUCCGGAAGAUCCGCUCUCCAAGUCCCGGCUCUUUCUCUCCGGCUCUCUCCCUCCCUCCCCCCCGAUCCCCGGCCAAACUGAGCCGAUUUUGGAGAGGGGAGAGAGGGGAGAGAGGGAGUGAGUAAAACAAGCUUUAGACCAAAUAAUAAUAAUAAAAAAAACUAAAAGUUCUUCCCGAAACGAAACGCUGCGCGGUGCAGCCACGCACAGAUGAUGGGAGAUUUCGCCAGCCCCGCUACCGCCAACGGCGGCGGCAGCCUUUGCAUUAACAGCGCCGUCAACCUGAACGCUGCUAUCGGCGCUAGCAGCAGCGGCGGCGGCGGUGCUAACAGCGGCAGCGCCGGUAACAACAGCGGCAGCACCGGCGUCCCCAAGCACAGCACCGUGGUGGAGAGGCUCCGGCAGAGGAUCGAGGGCUGCCGGCGUCACCACGUCACCUGCGAGACCCGCUACCAGCAAGCCCACGCCGAGCAGCUGGAGAUCGAGCGCCGGGAGACCGCGGCGCUUUACCAGCGCAGCCUGGAGCAGAGGGCGAAGAAGGCGGCCAGCGGCGGCAGCAAGCAGGGCAAGCAGCAGCAGCAGGAGCCGGACCCGGCCGCCGCCGCUGCAGCCGAGCAGCGGAGCAGCACACUGAUAGCGCUCCAAGAGACAGUGAAGAGAAAGCUGGACAAUGCUCGAUCUCCGCUAAAUGGUGACCAGAACGGGAUCUGUGAUGGAAGCUACUCUCCCACAACAAAGAGACUGCGUAAAGAGGGUAAUGGUGGGCUGGACUCUCUGAGCACUUUGUCCAGCAGUGUACCCCCUAUCUCUCCACUUCACCAAAUGGACAUCAAACCCACAUUACCUACAAGCAACAACGCAACAUCUAAUAACAAUGCAAUGGGUAAUGGCAAUGCUGGGACCAACCACAUUACAGGGCGAACAGAGGAUUUGGGCAAGAAUGGCGGCAUGCCGGACAUUAAAUUGAAUGGAUCAUUAGAUCUAGAUGACGGCUUCAGCCUUCUGAAAGACAUAAAACCUGAGCCUUUGGAUGACCCAAGUGGGAUAGAAUCGUCAGACACGUCGUUGUCCAAUCAGAACAAGCUGUUCUCUGAUAUUAACCUGAACGAUCAGGAGUGGCAGGAGCUGAUUGAUGAGCUGGCAAACACGGUUCCAGAAGAUGACAUGCACGACCUCUUUAAUGAGGACUUUGAGGAAAAGAAGGAGGUUAGUGACUUUGCACGUCCCGCAUCAGAGCAAACACAGCAGCCGCAAGAGCCUGCACCUCCUCCGGUUGCCGCAGCGCCCAAUAACCCACCACAAACACAGAGUGGACAGAUGUCUAUAGGCUCACCACAGGUGCGGCCAGCGUCUUCUGGACCACCAUUCGCCACUGCUGCCAAUGGCACACCGCCCCAGCAACCCUUGCAGCAGUCGCCAGCAGUUGCAAUGGCAUCAGGUUCACCUGCCAACUGCAUUGCCCGGUCACCACAAACUCCCACACAGGCCCAGACGCAGACCUCCAGGCCUGGGAAUGGAUUUAUGAUUAAUCCAGGGCCAGGUGUAGGUCACGGAGGGUCGACCCCAAUAGCGCCAGGUGGUCCUGGACCAGGAGGAGGAAGUGGACCAGUCCCUGUUCCCGUUCCACCAACCACUGAACUUUCACCUGCUGAACAGUUAAAGCAAAUGGCAGCGCAACAACAGCAACGUGCCAAGCUCAUCCAACAAAAACAUCAACAGCAGUCGCAGGCUGCGAGCUGGUCCCCCGCAGGAGCACCAACAAGCCCAUAUGGGGGACCUUUCAAUCCUGACAAGCCAAAUAGUCCCAUGAUGUACCCACAAGCCUUCAAUGCCCCUAACUCUAUGAUGCCCAAAGCUGGCAUGAACAACUACCUCCCUCAGAACCACAUGAACAUGUUGAACCAGCAACAGCAGCAGCAAUCUGCCAGCAUGGCUGCCCAGAACGCCCUGAACAAACAGCUCUCGUACAGCAACACCAAACCAUUGAGUCAUUUCAGCGGUGUGGACCACAUGAGUCAGCGGAUGACCCCACCCAUGGCCAACCAGGCCAAAAACCCCAUAAUGCCCUACAUGCAAGGAGCAGGGGGACAGGGUGGAGGGCCACCACCAGCUCAAGGUCCCAUACCUGGCCAGACGGCACAUCUGACUGAAGAGCAGAAGAGAAUGAUGAUGAUGAAGCAGAAGGUGCUUGGUCAGAGUUUGCCGUACAGUGCGAUACAGCAACAUGCGCAGGAACAGGGCAUGGUGGGGAUGCCACGCCAGGCCAGUGGCGUCCAGCCCCCUCAUGGAGGUCCAGGGGGCGUGGCUUCUGCAGGGCCGAACGGGGCAGGACCUGGGGCAGGGCCAGGUGGUUACCUGGGCAACCAGCAGCAGCAGCAACAGCAGCAAGCGGCCAUGAUGAAGCAGAUGAUGGCUAUGGAACAGGAGAAAAGAGUGCAGCUCCACAUGAUGGAGCAGCAGAAAGCUCAGCUACUGAGGGAACAGAGGCAACAGCAACACCACCUACUGGCAGAGCAGUUACAGCAGCAGCAGCAGCAACAGCAUCUUCCAAGACAGAUGAGUCAAGCACAGAGAAACCCGUAUCCUCUCCAGCAGUUUCAGGGCCCAGCGCAGGAGAUGGUGGCGCGGAACCAGGCGCUUCAGAACAUGAGGAACGCUCGCCUCCUACAGCAGCAGCAGCAGCAGCAGCAGCAGAGCCAAGGCAUCCUACAGAUGACCCCAGUGCAGAACUCCGGCCCCAUGCCUGGUCAGGGCGAGAUGGGCGUGGCCUACGGGAGCCAGGCAAGUGGCCAGACGGGCAUGUACCAGGGCAUGAACUCGGGAAUGGGGCAAAUGCUCCAACCUCAGCACCACCCGAACCAAGGUGGCAUGGGCAUGGGGCAAAGACCCUCGGGCAACAACACACAGGGGAUGGUAGCGGGCGGGGCUGGGGGUGGCGGCUACGGUCAAGGCAUGCUAAUGAACCCCGCGCUGUCUCAGCAGCAGAUGAAGCCGGGCGGUGUCGGGCAACCGAUGGCCAAAGCCCAGGCACAGAGACUGCAAAGCAUGAUGGGUGGUGGAGGCCAGGGGUGGCCCCAACAGCAGCAGCAGCAGCCACAAAAUCUACAAGCCAUGGGCGGAAGGACUACAAACGACAUGGUGGCGUUUAACAGCAACUACCCAAUGCAAGGCGGCCAGCCAUCAAGAAUGCCCAAGCAGCAUUUUGCCCAAGGGAUGGGCGGCCAGGGCAUGGUGGACCCACGGGCCAUGAACCCAGCUGGCAUGGGCGGACCCAUGAUGCCGCACAUGGCUGGCCAGCCACGGACCGGCCAGCCGCGAGGCAUGGUGAUGCCCGGCAUGAGCCAGGGCAGCAUGCCCAACAUGACGGCUUUUGGACAGGGCUCCGCCCAGGCGAUGCCGGGGGCAGGGCCAGGGGGAGGGGCUUACAUGUCAGGCGGUCAGCCACAAGGCUACCAACGGACGUCUAAUCAGGACCUGGCAUACGGUUACGGCGCCCAAUCGGGAGCCGGAGGCGGGGUCUCUUUCGGCCUUUCGGAUGGUGCAGAGCUGGACUCGACGGACGGUUGGAUGGAGGAUUUUUUUUCCAGCCAAUAGCCAACAUGGAAACAUGCUAAGUUUGGGACAGGCCGGGAAAAAAAGUGUUUCGUUUUUUUUUUUUGUUUGUUUGUUUGUUUUAGUUUUUUUUUUUUUUUUUUUGAGAAAAAAAGGAAAGGAUUUAUGGAUGUGUUUUGUUUUCUUGUUUUCAUUUAAUGUUCUACAAUUUGGGAAGAAUAUUACAUGUUGUGUAUUGUACGUGUGCUGUCACUAUAUUUAAACCAACAAUCUCUGAGCUAUGCUCUCCUCUAGAAGCCGAGUCUCUUUAGACUUAUUGAUGUGCCCAUCUUUCCUUCAAUUCUGCAGUGUUUAUUUUAAUGUAAAGAUUCUGAUUCAGUUUCCUUCAAACUUUCCCGCAGGACUGUCACACUGAAAAACUGAAGUGAAUUCUGAAACGGAACGAGUUUUGUUCGGUUUUGGUUAGACGAGAUGUUAGCCCUCAUCCGCAGAAGUCUGUUUGGUUAGUCAACAACUAAGUGUGAAGUGUGUUUGUGUGUGUGAGAGAGAAUACAUGAACAGAAUACCACCACAGUCACCUUCCCAAGAGAUCCCUGUUCUUUAAAAGCCAAACAUCAUCCUCCUCUUUCUUUCUCUGUUCUUGUGUUACAUCUCUUUUACUUCCUCCUUCUCUCUGGAAACUGAUGCUGUGGCCCAUCGCUUUGCUUUGCGUGUGCGUGUGUGUGUGUGUGUGUGUGUGUGUGUGUGUGUGUGUGUGUGUGUGUGUGUGUGUGUGUGUGUGUGUGUGUGUGUGUGUGUGUGUGGCUGCAUGUGUUUUUGUUUGCACUGCAAGCAUCAUGAUUUGUUUUCCCUUAGCUUGUGUAUCAUGGAUGUUCUGCUGUAGCUGGGCAACCAGUGUUAGCCAUGUGUCUGUAUGUGUGUGCGUCUUAACAGUAAUCAAAGAGACUUGGCAGCUACGAAUUUAUCUCUCCACCUUAAAUCAAAAAGCUGGAAGAGAUUAUGUUUUUCUCAUAAGUCAUAUGGCAGCUAGGAACACAAGCAUGGCAUCACCCGUAUGGGCCGAAAACACACAGUUCUCAAACACAACAUCCAGAGCUGGGCUGUGAAUGCGACGGCUUCUACAAGUGACUUUGGUUUGUUUUAUUUUGUCUUUCACACAGAAAAGAGAGCUAAAAUAGAAAUGACCGUUCCCAUCUGAUUGGAAGAAUUCUGCUUGUUUUGUUUGAGCAGAUAUUUCAGAUCUGUCGUCUUUGUCCUCUUUUAUUUCGCGCAGUGCUAUACAGAAGUCAGAGCCCC